Molecule: messenger RNA, 1137 nt
Organism: Papaver somniferum (opium poppy)
Lineage: Eukaryota; Viridiplantae; Streptophyta; Magnoliopsida; Ranunculales; Papaveraceae
Product: purine permease 3-like
Exons: 2
Coding region: 1-1137 (378 amino acids)
Cellular component (GO): membrane
Molecular function (GO): purine nucleoside transmembrane transporter activity
Source: RefSeq, a predicted model, not a curated record
AUGGCUAUGAACAUAAACAACUUAGAGGAAGGAAAGUUGAACAAAGAAAGCAGUCAUCACCAAGAUUAUGAGGUUGCUUCAAUGGUCAAAUCUGUUCCAGAAGCUAUGAAAUGGGGACUACUCUUGCUAAGCUGCACAUUUAAUCUAUUAGGGUGGACAGGAGGACCUUUACUACUUAGGUUUUAUUUUUUACAUGGAGGUAGUCGGAAAUGGUUAUCCAGUGUGUUGCAGGCAGCGGGAUUCCCUAUACUAAUCGUCCCACUAGCAGUUCUUUACAGUCAACGUGAUGGAAGCCGACCUAAUAUCGAGUUUUUCGCUUCUCCAAAGCUUUUGUUCUAUGCUGCUUUAAUAGGCUCAACUCAAGGAAUUGUCAAUUUUAUGUAUUGUUAUGGUUUGCUAUACCUUCCUGUAUCUACUUCAUCUCUCAUUCUUACAACCCAACUCGUUUUUACUUCUUUUAUUUCAUUCUUUUGGGUUAAGCAGAAGUUUACUCCUUACUCGAUUAAUGCAAUUGUUGUAAUAAUAAUGGGUUCUAUACUACUCGCCAUGACUAGGUCCGGUGAUCCUCCCCCUGGUGUUACAAAUUCUCAAUACUUGUUGGGUUUCUUUAUGACUAUAGCUGCUGCUUCCACAAUAGGGACCCUCCUAGUUGCCACUCAAGUUGCUUAUGCUAAGGCAAAUCAAGCCAUGACUUAUCCUAUUGUAUUACAGUUUCAAGUUUGUAAUGCAUUCUUUGCUACACUAAUUGGCACAAUUGGAGGUCUUGCAGCAAUGGAUUUUUCAGCAAUGCGAAGAGAAGCAAGUGAAUUUGAUUAUGGUGCAAAGGCGUACUACCUUGUGCUGAUCUCAAAUAUGGUAGUUUGGCAACUAAUGUAUAUCGGAAGAGUGGGGAUCAUAUUUUGUACCUCUUCUCUUUUUGCUGGGGUCAUGAACACAACAAUCCUUCCUAUUACACAGAUAGCUGCGGUGAUAACGUUUCAUGAGAGUUUCACAGCAGAAAAAGGGAUGUCCUUGGCUUUAACCCUCUGGGGCUUCACAUCUUACUUCUAUGGUUCCUACAAGAAUAAAAGACAAAGUCAGCAGCAGCAACCUCAUGAAACAAAAGAUGCAAUAGUACUUGUCCAACCCAAUAAAUAA